GGGGGCUUCCUCUAUAAAUGGAGCGGCAGCGCGUCCGGACCCAGGACUGCGUCACUCGUGCCAGGGAAGCGCAUCGUGUCCCCCAUCAUCAGUGUUUCACCAUGAGUGAGAGACCAGGAUCAGGAGCCCCAACUGGAAACAGCAAACCCUCAGGAGUUGAAGAUGCCUCCAAGAAGGACGCCCCUCCUGAGGACUUCGACAUCGACAUGGACGCCCCUGAGACGGAGAAGGCUGCUGUCGCCAUCCAGUCACACUUCAGAAAGUACCAGAAGAAAAAGCCAAAAGACCCAAAAGAAUAGGCUGAGCAGUGGAUGAAGUGCCCGGAGCUGUUUGCAUGUUUAAUAAAGCGCACCAUUAUGGACUCGAGGGUGGGAAUUGGGGAGGGAAGGAGGGAAACAGGGACAUGAAGUAAAUCAUAAUCCUGUCUGUCACCGGCAUCCAUCUGGAAUUACCAGCCUGAUCCCCCUUCAGUCUGUCCUUCAGUUUCCUUUUUUUUUUGUUUAAUAAUAAGCAUUUCUUUUUUUAUUGUUUUGAAAACUCAUUUUCAAACUCAUUUCAGUCAAUUUUAGAUUUUUAGAACUUGAGAUUGGAACAUUUUUGGUCUUACUGUUAAUAGCUUAAAAUUCUUAGGAAAGGUUUAAUAUUUUCUGUAUAAUGUGUGGCAAAAAUCCUGUAUAAGUUUAUAGUGUAUUUAUUGAUUUAGGAUAAAUAUAUACCGUGGAUGUUUACCAUUAUUUCGAUUUAGAAAAUGACCUCACUGAAAUAAUUUCUAACAUUGCGGCUAAAGUGUUAUUUGGGGGCGAGAAAGCAAUUUCAGUAAUUGUAAUCCUUUGCUUUUGUGUGUGUGUUUUUAUUUUAUUAGACCUUAUAGGCUGAAGUGAUCCAUAAAUAUUGGACUUCAUUACAUGGUCCUGUCAUAAUCCUGAUUCCUGCCUGUAUGCAUACUUCAUAACUGUGUUUGUGCUUCCCCAAAACUGUGCUACACUAUACUGACUGUCACUUUGAAAUGAUAUAAAAAAAUAAUAUAAAUGAAUAAAUAUUGAUAAAUGAU
Molecule: messenger RNA, 1051 nt
Organism: Trichomycterus rosablanca
Lineage: Eukaryota; Metazoa; Chordata; Actinopteri; Siluriformes; Trichomycteridae
Gene: pcp4a
Product: Purkinje cell protein 4a
Exons: 3
Coding region: 18-299 (93 amino acids)
Cellular component (GO): cytoplasm
Molecular function (GO): calmodulin binding; calcium ion binding
Source: RefSeq, a predicted model, not a curated record